Messenger RNA from Drosophila ananassae, 2121 nucleotides. RefSeq lists its product as uncharacterized. The transcript is spliced from 2 exons. The record is from RefSeq and is a predicted model, not a curated record. Bases 619 to 1899 code for a protein of 426 amino acids. NCBI's taxonomy places the organism in Eukaryota, Metazoa, Arthropoda, Insecta, Diptera, Drosophilidae.
UUUGACGAAUGGUUUUUUCCAAAUGAAAUUUGUAAUUCUUGGGAAGAAUUUUAAGUUCUUUGUACUACAGAGUGUUUUCUAUAAAUAUUGAGCUGUUUGAAAACGAAUUAAGACUUGUGUUGUUCCAUUCUGUGGAAUUUCUUGUCAAUUACUUUCCAUUAGCAAGCCAUUGUAAUGCUAAGCAGAACUUUCAACUUUCGCUGCUGUUGGCCAAAUGUCCGAAAACACAUAUUGGCCAAGGCUCGGCUAAGGUGGCAACACAAUAAUAUUUUAUGACACGGCAUUAACAUGGCCAUUGACAGCUCAGAAACUGAACCAUUGUGUCUCGGCAAAUGCCAAAAGUGCCGUUGCCCGGAAUCAAUUCCAGAAACCAGUUCUCAUAAACAGUAGUCCCUUGUCCCAGAAAUGCCUCCAGCCCGUCUCCGGUAUUCCCCUAAUGAUGGCCAACUUCAAGGGGGCACACUGUGUUUUCACAUUCCUAGAACAUUGCCGAAUAUGAAUCGUCAAUGCAAAUUAGUUGCGGCCUGACCCAAAUUGGAUGGCCAUAAAAUUGGUCGAGAGUUCCAAAAUCGGUUUAGUCGUAGCCAGGGCCAACGCCUAAAAUAUGUAUUAGCCAGCAUGAGGCUGUCACUUCUGCUUUUGGUAAUCCAGUCUUGGGCCCUUGUGGCCAUAGCCACUCCAGCCAAGCAUUGGCGCCGCGCUCCCGCCCAGGGGGUAUUCAAUGUGGAUGUCUAUGCCUACAACAAGCCCCGGAUGAACCUGGUGCGCCGCCAGGCCGUGGCCAGUCGAUCGGUGGAUCCCCCGCCCAUGGGCCACCUGCUGCAGCAGAUCUCCCAGCACAGCCGGCGAUCCGAUGACCAGAGGUCCCACUACAGAAACCUGGACAGCGAUGUGGGCCAAAUGCGAGGCCAAACAAUCGAAGACCCGGCCAUAAACAUGCAAUUAAUGCCACUGCAAGUGAACUCCAGCCAGCACGCACAGGACAAGAGCCAUUUGUACUCGAACGAGUUCCAUGUGCAAAAUAUUGGGGCCAAGAAGAUAGUGCAAUUGAAUACCCUCAGCUCGGAGCAUGACCGUAAACCAGUCGGAGAAGAAGUUAUGGCCGAGAAGCAGGAACAACAGCAGCAACUAGAGGAGCAGCCGCUGAAGGUGAAGCUGUCAUUGCCCGAACUGCCAGAGCAGCAGGAGCUGGUGGAGCUGCCGGAGAACAAUGUGGCUGCAGGGGCAGAAACUGAGCAGGACACAAUCAAAAAACCAGAUACCACCCCCUUGACAAUCCCCGGAGCGGAAACCCCGACAAGUGUGAAGAAAACCAUGGCCCCGAGUGGGACAAUUAUCGAUAUGGCAUCGACAGGAAUGCAGGAGCUUGUCAGCCAGUCGACAGGGCAGAAUGCCGAUGACACGAACACAAAGGCCUCGAACGGUAAAAAAAGGCCACAAGAAGCCAAAGUCCGGCCAGGACGACCGAAAACCAGGCGAAAGCAAACGCCAACUGGAACGAGGACUUCUAAUGAAACUGAUACAAAGAUGACAGCGAGUCAACCAUCGAACACUGCAGCCACUCCAUCUCCUGUUCUAAGCCCCAUCCUGAAACCGAGUCCUGGUCCAGGGAUUGCCAGGGAACCGAUGAAGGAAUUGGAAGCACAAUCGCCGGAAAUCAGCACGCAUCGUCCUUUAGCCACGAAGGGCAAAAGCAAGAGCAAGGGUAAGGGCAAGAAUAAGCGACGUCAGGACGCAUCCCAAAGACGUCCUGUCAGCGGGGCUAUGGGGGAGGAAAUUGAAACUACGACAAAUUGGUGGCAGAUACUGCCGUAUGCGGAAAUUAGAAAAUUUUUGAAUACGAUUUAUGAUACCAUCGCCGACGAUGUUGACGACGAACGUGCCACGGAUGAUGUGUGAAAUCGUUGGGGUUGCGGGAUUCCGGAUUUAGUGUUUAUAGAGGGUCUGGCCGGACGUCGAAUUGAAUUUCCGCCGGGGCCCCAACAUUGUGUACUGAUCAAAUAGCCAGUAAGUCGGGGAUGUGAUUCGAUUGUCACAAUAAUUUGCAAUAAAACGAAAUACACUAAGAUUAAUGAAGCUCCCCACUGGGGCCCGACUUUUUCUGGUCAGGAUUGGGUUGGA